ACAAAAAACACUACUGCAUACGUUUUGUGUAUUGUUGUUCUGUGCCCGUUUCAUUCAUCCAUGAUCCAGCGGAUAAGUAUCUCAGAUCCACGCCAAUUAAAUAGAAAAAAAACACAUUUUGAGCGUAAGAGAAAUAUUGCGAUUCAGACUUCAUGGAAAAUGUAUUCAGAUGACGACUUUGAACAGCAUAGAGCUUGAGUUCAGGCCAUUACACAGCACAGGAGCAGACCUGAGUUUUCGGCUGGGCAGUGCCAGUGGUGCACCGCGCACCUGCACUGGUGCAGUGCAAUUUGGAUCGGAUUGGAUUUGGAGUUUGAGCAUAUGCAGCAAUGUCAUUUGAGAAUGAUUUUUUGUUAGACGUGAAUCUAAUUUCCAUGACCAUGUAAAUGAUAAGGCCAAAACAGUGAUCUAGAUCUCAGCUCAUCUCAGUCGAGAAUAGGCCCUAACUAACUUGUUAACUCGAUCAUAUUUGUGUGUGUGUGUGAGUGAAAAAAAAACUUACAAAACAAGAUCAGCCCAAUUGGUAGUUUUGAAUUUGAGCAUCACUGAAAUCUAGUGAUUGAUCUUAAGAAAGUGUUGCAUGUUAGUGCAAUUUCAACUUUUUGAACAAAAGUAAGCAUACUUUAAGUAAAGAUGGAGGAAGAUGAAGGAUUCAUGAUGGGAGAGGAAGAUGAGCUUGGUUAUGACGAUGAUGAUGAUGCAGGAUCCAGUGACUUUGGAGACCAUUUUGAGAUGGAGGAGGACGAUGGGUCAUACAGUCGAGAUAGAGAAGAUGUUGAUGAUUUCCAGUAUCAAGUGUUAACUCCGGACGAUAUUGUGCAAUUAAUGGUCGAUACAAUACGUGAAGUCAACAAUGUCGUGAAGAUUCCAGCUACUGUAACCAGGAUACUACUGAACCACUUCAAAUGGGACAAGGAGAAACUAAUGGAGAGGCUAUAUGGAGGAGACCCCGAUGCAGUAUUUACAGAAGCACACGUAAUCAGUCCAUAUAGGAAAACACACGCAAAACAACCAAAGGUGAACACAAGAUCAUCGGUUGCUGUGACAGAGUACUGUGAAAUAUGCUUCAGAACAGUUCUAGGAUCAUCAAUGACAGGCAUCGAGUGCAACCAUAAAUUCUGUGCAGACUGCUGGACGGAGUAUCUUACAACCAAGAUCAUGGAGGAAGGCAUGGGUCAAACUAUAGCAUGUGCAGCCCAUGGAUGUGACAUCCUUGUAGAUGACAUAACUGUUAUGAAAUUAGUGAAAGAGGCCAAAGUGAAACUGAAGUAUCAGCACCUAAUUUCCAAUAGUUUUGUGGAAUGCAAUCGUCUAAUGAGGUGGUGCCCCGCCCCCGACUGCCCCAACGCAUUUAAAGCUAACCACAUAGAACCCCACCCUGUUACCUGUAUUUGCUCACAUACAUGCUGCUUUGUCUGUGGUGAAAAUUGGCAUGAUCCUGUCAAGUGUUCAUGGCUCAAGAAGUGGAUCAAAAAAUGUGAUGAUGACAGCGAGACUUCCAACUGGAUUGCGGCUAACACCAAAGAAUGUCCCAAGUGUCAUGUGACCAUAGAGAAGGACGGUGGUUGCAAUCACAUGGUUUGUCGCAACCAGAACUGCAAGGCUGACUUCUGUUGGGUGUGUCUAGGACCGUGGGAGCCCCAUGGAUCAUCAUGGUACAACUGCAAUAGGUAUGAUGAAGAUGAUGCAAGAAAAGCAAGGAACAACCAAGCGCGAUCGAGGCAAGCUUUAGAGAGGUACCUGUUCUACUGCAAUCGCUACAUGAACCACAUGCAGAGUUUACGAUUUGAGAACAAGCUCUACGCCCAGAUCAAACGUAAGAUGGAGGAGAUGCAGCAGCAUAAUAUGUCAUGGAUAGAGGUUCAGUUCUUGAAGAAAGCUGUAGACGUUCUGUGCCAAUGUCGCAGUACUCUCAUGUACACCUAUGUCUUUGCAUUCUACCUCAAAAAGAACAACCAGUCUCUUAUAUUUGAGGAGAAUCAGAAGGACUUAGAGAAUGCCACGGAGACGUUAUCAGAGUACCUCGAACGUGAUAUCACCUCCGAUGCUCUAGCAGAAAUCAAGCAAAAAGUGCAAGAUAAAUCAAGGUACUGCGAGAGCAGGAGAAAGGUGUUACUAGAACACGUCCAUGAAGGCUACGAGAAAGAUCUCUGGGAGUAUUACGAUAAUUGAAUAGCAGACUAGCGGACUAGGAAGUGACUAUUUUAGCCUGUUUAGAGAGGAGUAUCGAGAGCAAUUGACUUCCAUCUAUACUUUCCAAAAUAAACAUGUUUGUCAUGUGCAUAUCAUUAAUAUAAAGACAAACUUGUAAUGUUUUUCUUCAUGUAUCCGUAACGUUCAGUUUGUUUGUGUUCCCCACUCCAUCCGAGUUACCCUUUUCCGUUUCUGAUUUCAUAUACUCAUAAACCUAAGAAUUUGUUAGGUACCUGUAUGCACAUGAAAAUAAACAACUUUUUUUGCAAUGUAAAAAAAAAAAGCAAGAAAAAAUGAAGAAAAAAAAAAUAAAAGAGCAAUAGCUGUGAGAAGAAUCUGUCAUUUCAUCUAGCUGUUGGUGAUCGUUGACCUCUUUGCCAUGUUUUCCCAGUCGUAUAGGGUAAUUAGAAGUUCAGCAUUGGCUGUUGGUGUUGGGCCAGUUUGUUCACCAGCCACAGUACAGUGCUGCCAACUAGCGCUGAUUUUCAGUAUUUAGUACUGAAAAUGAGAAUAUGCAUGGUUUCGUGCAAAUAUUGAUUUCUAAAGUUUCAGUGUAUGUGUUGUCUUUUGGUAUUUCUUUUAAACUACUGUGGAGCGUUUCAUCAAUAUUUUCAUCCGACAAGUUGUCAGAUCUGACAACUU
Messenger RNA from Lytechinus variegatus (green sea urchin), 2835 nucleotides. It is a transcript of the gene arih1, whose product is annotated as E3 ubiquitin-protein ligase arih1-like. Gene Ontology annotation, biological process: protein polyubiquitination; positive regulation of proteasomal ubiquitin-dependent protein catabolic process; ubiquitin-dependent protein catabolic process. The record is from RefSeq and is a predicted model, not a curated record. The coding region runs from base 634 to 2172 and encodes 512 amino acids. The transcript has 14 exons. Gene Ontology annotation, cellular component: ubiquitin ligase complex; cytoplasm; nucleus. NCBI's taxonomy places the organism in Eukaryota, Metazoa, Echinodermata, Echinoidea, Temnopleuroida, Toxopneustidae. Gene Ontology annotation, molecular function: ubiquitin protein ligase activity; zinc ion binding; ubiquitin conjugating enzyme binding.